AUGGCGUUCAGAACGGGCAACGAUGUCAUCUGGUGCCAGGCGUUCUCGUUGUCCUUGGAAGACGAAGCCCUCGAAUGGUUCAACACCCUGCCUCCCAAUUCCAUAGAGAACUUUGUCGGACUAAAGCAACUAUUUAUCCGGCAAUUCGCGGCCAACAGCACGCAGGACUUGACCAUGUUUGAGUUGGUCACCCUGAAGCAGGGUAAAGAAGAAACGCUGAGAGCGUUCAUGGACCGGUAUCAAAAAACCAUCCGGCGAGUGAAGGCGUUAAGCCUAGAGUUUGCCCUCCAUUACAUACUGCCCGUCCUCAAGCCCGGACCGUUCAAAGACAACGUCUGUCGGCGGGCCCCCAAGAUUAUGGAGGAGCUGAGGGAACGCGCGGCGGACGAGAUAAGGGUUAAGGAGAUGAAAUUGUCCUAUAAGAAAGAAAGCCAGGAGCUUAGGGGCGAGAAGGCGGACGGCGGGAAGCCCGACAAUUCGGUGGGAAAAUCGGGCGGCAACAGGCAGAAGGAACCACGCCGAGGACCUCGUUUCCAGCAAUACACCCCCUUGAACGCCCCCCGAGAAAAGAUCCUCCGGGAGGCACUCAGCGCGAAUUUGCUCCCCGAACCUAUGAAGCGACCUAUUCCAUCCGGAGCGAAUGAGAGUAAACACUAUGCCUACCACAAGAAUAUGGGUCACACCACCUAG
Molecule: messenger RNA, 690 nt
Organism: Vigna angularis (adzuki bean)
Lineage: Eukaryota; Viridiplantae; Streptophyta; Magnoliopsida; Fabales; Fabaceae
Exons: 1
Coding region: 1-690 (229 amino acids)
Source: RefSeq, a predicted model, not a curated record